CUAACUGGGAGCCACCAGGGGCCCUCCUUACUUUAACAGGGCAGUCUGUGCCUUUUAGGUGACGGCGAGCUGUGUAACAUGAGGCGGGAUGAAAACUGUGCGCUGGAUCCGGCUGCCAGUGCAGAUGCUGGUCGCCAAAGAGAGAGAGGAGGUGCAUGAUGGACCCCGUCCCACUGCUCCUCAUCAUUGUCACAUCUUUGCCAUUUUGCUCGGCAGUCUACACCGGGCCCCUCCAACCGGAGAUCUCCAACGGCACCUUCCAUCACUUCUUUGUCCCGGACGGGUACUACGAAGAGACCGAAGACCCGGAGCUGUGCCAGAUGCUGUUUAAAUUCUCGGACGUGUAUCCAUGUGGGGCCUACGAGGAGCGCGACUCCGUGGUGCGGGACGACUUCAUCAUCACCAAGCUGCAGGCGGAGGACGCGGCGCGGCUGCUGGAGAGCAUCGACCGGACUGUGGCGCACGACCUGGACGGAGAGGACAGCUACGGCAAGUUCCUCCAGCGGGAGAUCUCCCAGAUCAGCGAAGCUUUUUCAAACGUGGACAAGUCGCUGCUGGAGCUGGAGGUAAAGUUUAAGCAGAGCCAAGAAAGUGAGCUGAGAGAGGAGCAACAGUUGAACGGCUAUGUAGUGAAACAAGUGAGCGACAUCAGGGACGCGCUGAGGGAAACCACUGCCGUCUCUCUGGGACUUAAAGAUAAACACGAGCUGCUGUCUCUCAUUAUUCGCAGUCAUGGCACUAGACUGAGCCGCCUCAAGACUGAGUAUCUUAAUUUUGGCUCAUAGUGGGUUUUAUGGCAGCUCAGUGGGUUUGUGUGUGUGAGUUCUGUGUGAGAGAGAGCGAGGGAGAAAGAGAAAGAGAGAAAGGACCCUCCAGUUCCAUAAAAAAAAACUGGAAAGCUCAUUGUGGCCUAUGAAUACCCUUCCUAAGUAUUUGAAUAUCUCUGACCUCUCGGUUAUUCCCAUUCCUUGGAACUUGUGUCAUUAAAGGGAGCUCUAACAAAAACAUCUACACAUUCCUCCGAGUCAGGAGGGAAAAAGGAAAUGUGAACAUAAAUUACACCCUCUGUGCCACUUCUGAGGAAGAAUUUUAUUCACUAGACAGUAUGAAAAUAACAUUCCCCCAGUUGGAUUUAUUGGCUUCCGGAUUAAUGAAACAGCCAACUUUCUGUCUGUAUGGUUUUAAGAAUGAUGUUCUCAAUUUUAGGUUAUUAUAACUGAUCAAAUAAAUACUUCAUUUUCAUCA
Xiphias gladius (swordfish) is the source of this 1245-nucleotide messenger RNA. It is a transcript of the gene fibina, whose product is annotated as fin bud initiation factor a. The record is from RefSeq and is a predicted model, not a curated record. Lineage: Eukaryota; Metazoa; Chordata; Actinopteri; Istiophoriformes; Xiphiidae. The coding region runs from base 156 to 785 and encodes 209 amino acids. The transcript has a single exon.